AGGAUGAAAAGAUGGGUUUAGUUUUCGGACUCCUGUGGCUGUUUACGAGCUUCCUCCAGGGCGUGCACGGCCAGGGUGUGUACGCAUCUCCCACGGUGAGGAUCGUCCACUCAGGUCAGACCUGCAACGUGGAGGAGGAGCAGUACAGUGAGAGGGUCUACACCAUCAGAGAGGGAGAGACUCUGGAGCUGCAGUGUCUGGUGACCGGACACCCACGACCACAGAUUCGUUGGACUAAAACAGCAGGAGGAGUGUCGGACCGCCAAGGCAACUCCUCGCUGCACAGCGAAACUCUGAAGAUUGAGGCUAUUAACCGCCACCAGGGAGGACGCUACUACUGCAAGGCUGAGAACGGAGUGGGAUCUCCGGCCAUUCACUCCAUACGAGUUGAUGUCUACUACUUAGAUGAUCCGGUGAUUACGGUGCAUCAGAGCAGCGACGAAGCAAAGCAGUUCUACUUUGAGAGGACAGUGUUCCUCCGAUGCAUCACCAGCUCCAACCCUCCUGCCCUCUACACCUGGAAGAGAGGCAGGGAGGACCUUUCUCAAAGCUCUGACUCAGGGGUGGAGAUAUACAAGCCAUUCUUUGCAGAGGGGGAGACAAAGAUCUUGAAGCUGAAGAAUCUCCGGCUGCAGGAUUAUGCUGACUACACCUGCAUCUCCUCCGUCAGAAAUGUCUGCGGCAUCGACGACAAGAGAGCCCACUUUGGUCUGAACAACCGGACAGCUCCUCCAUCAAUAAAACUCCUUCUGGACGACCCUCUGGUGGCCAACCCAGGAGAGACCAUCACUUUAGCGUGUGUGGUAUUAGAUGGGGAUCCUCCCCCAACACUGAGAUGGUUCAGGCUGGGAAGACAGGAACUUCCCAAGAGGAGCGUCAUCAAUGGUGGCACACUGACGGUCCCUGUCGUUACCAUGGAUGAUGGAGGCACCUACAUCUGCGAGGCAUCCAACAAUGUAGGAAGCCCUGCUAGGAAAUCCACCACCAUACUGGUCAGAGGUCUUCGUAAAGGUCGAUUCUGGAUCACACCAGACCCGUACCACAAUGAAGACAACAUUCAGAUCGGCCGAGAGGUGAAGAUCAGCUGCCAGGUGGAGGCCACGCCACCAGAGGAGCUGCAGUUCAGCUGGCUGAAGAACGGCCGGCCUCUGAAGAGCUCUGAGCGGAUGGUGAUCACUCACACGGGCACCAGCCUCUCGCCGGGAACCACAAACCUCGACAUCAUCGACCUCAAGUUCACCGACUUUGGGACCUACACCUGCGUAGCGUCCCUGAGGAAUGGAGGGAUUCCAGAAAUCAGUAUUGAUGUCAACAUUUCAUCCACUACAGUUCCUCCUGAGCUCACCAUCCCCAGCGGCCACUCCAAACUCAUCGCUCAGGAGGGCGACACUGUAGACCUGCAGUGUCUGGUCUCAGGAAAACCCAAACCAAUCAUUUUAUGGUCCCGGGUGGAAGAGAGCAGGGCAGCUGCAGCAGCGGCGGCGGCUCUGAUGCCUGAUGGCUCACCUCAGAUGGAGAGUUAUGACGGCAUCCUGCGGAUCAGCAACGUGACGAGAGAGAUGAGUGGGGUGUAUCGCUGCCAGACCAGCCAGUACAACGGCUUCAAUGUCAGACCGAGACAGGCCCUAAUCCAGCUGCUGGUGCAAUUCCCCCCCACAGUAGAGCCAGUGUACACAGAGGUUCGUCAGGCUUUGGGCCGAGCUUUCAGCCUCAGCUGUCGCUUGCUGCAGGCCCACCCUGCUCGCAUCCUGCAGUACGAGUGGAAGCUGGGCUCUCGUCUGCUGACCGUUGGAGAGUUCACUGACCAAAAACACGACACCGAGUACCACGUCAGAGCUCUAAACCGAGAGGGAUAUGGCGAAUACACCUGUGACAUCACCAAUGAGGCUGGAGCAGGACGCUGCACCUUCCUCGUUACAGGGAAAGCCUACCCUCCAGAGUUUUACUACGACACCUACAGCAGUCUGUGGCAGAGCAGGCCUCAGGUUUACAGCUUCAAGCUGCAGUGGACUCAGAUGGAGCCCAACGCUGUGGAUCGGAUCCUGGCCUACAGACUUGGUAUCAGACAGAUGGGCCAGUCUCGCUGGUGGGAGCAGGAGAUUCCCAUGGAGGGAACCAUCCAGAAGGGUCAGCUGCUGACCUACAAUUUGACUGAACUGAUCAAACCAGAGUCCUACUUGGUUCGCCUAACCCCCAUCACCCGCUAUGGGGAGGGAGAUUCCACUGAACGCAUCAUCACUUACAGCGCUCCUGUUAAUCCACAUCUCAGGGAGUUCCAGUGUGGUUUUGAGGACGAGGCCUUGUGUUUGUUCUCUCAGGACACGACGGAUGAGUUUGACUGGACCCGUCACAGUGGCGCCACACGAAGCAGCAAAUCCACACCAAAUACGGGACCCAACGCCGACCACACUGGCUCAAAGCAGGGCUUCUACAUGUACAUUGAGACAUCAAGACCACGGCUGGAGGGGGACAAGGCCCGGCUGUUGUCCCCCACCUUCAACAUGAACUCCAAGAGCUCCUCCUCUUCUUCAUUCAGCUAUAACCCCACCUACUGCUUCACCUUCUACUACCACAUGUAUGGGAAACACAUCGGAGCUUUGAAAGUUUUCUUGCGUCAGAAAGGUCAAAAAGUGACAGACACCUUAGUCUGGAAUAUAGUUGGUAACCAAGGAGACCAGUGGCAACAGGCCAGGUUCAACAUUAACCCAACCACAGCCUUUCAGAUGGUGAUGGAGGGAAUACGAGGCUCUGGUGUGGAAGGAGAUAUUGCAGUCGAUGAUGUCACCAUCGAGGAGGGUGAAUGUAAAGACCCUCCACCCAACAAUCUCAGGUUGUUUGCCUCAUCCUUAUCACCCUCUAUAUGGCAACUUUGCAUUAGUCUCGCUCUGACUGGCUGGCAGAGGUGACCCCCCCCCCCUCCCCCCCCCAUCGCUGCAUCAUUCUCCACCUUCCACCUACCUACCCCACAGUAUGCCAUGAAAUUUGACUCCUCUGGUUCCCAAAUCUUCCCAUCCUGUUCCAUCAUGGCUGCAGGGCAGGUUAUGUUCAGCAGAGACAGUAAGGGUUUGGUUAGGUUUAGUGAUUGCAGUUCAUCUUGAUGUUUCUUCUGAGUCACUGGCCAAGAGAUGCCACUGUGGAUCCCACUCAGUUGUGUGGCCCACCAGAUGGAGAGCAAGAGACAGAUGUAGGAUCAGAAGGGGGUGAUUGUGGAUAUGGCUGGUGCUUUUGGCUUGUUGGUGGUACUUGCUGCAGGUGCACGUGGGCGCUCAUGUUGUCCAUGUGGUGAAUGUAACCUAUCAGGGAGGAUGCCCAAUCAUCAAGGUAGAGGGUUAGUUUGUUUGAAUCCAUAGCACUGCUAAAACCCUGCCUUUACCUGCACCACAAAACAAUGUGUUUAUAGAAGGUCAUUAAACAGGGAAUCAGAAGGGUCACUUGACAGAUGACAGGGUUUCCUUCAUGCAGAUGUUUCAUCUGAUGUACCUCAAGAAAGCCAGAUUUCCUCAGGGUCCAUGUGAAGUAAAAUAUGUCAUCAGAUUUUUUGGUUUUACAGUGUGGGGUAAAUUUCUAGCAGCCACAUGCAGAAAGCAGAAAGGGACACAUUCUGAUUGUGUAACAGUUUAUAUGCAGAUGAGACUUUGAUUUAUGUCUCCAUACUACAAAUUGAUAAAAU
Molecule: messenger RNA, 3670 nt
Organism: Melanotaenia boesemani (Boeseman's rainbowfish)
Lineage: Eukaryota; Metazoa; Chordata; Actinopteri; Atheriniformes; Melanotaeniidae
Gene: mdga2a
Product: MAM domain containing glycosylphosphatidylinositol anchor 2a
Exons: 17
Coding region: 12-2906 (964 amino acids)
Biological process (GO): homophilic cell-cell adhesion
Cellular component (GO): plasma membrane
Molecular function (GO): protein binding
Source: RefSeq, a predicted model, not a curated record